Molecule: messenger RNA, 771 nt
Organism: Medioppia subpectinata
Lineage: Eukaryota; Metazoa; Arthropoda; Arachnida; Sarcoptiformes; Oppiidae
Source: the annotation of a GenBank genome assembly
AUGACAAUAUCAUCGGAUUCAGCAAUAUUUAAAAGGAUAUUCACCUUAAUGAAGAAAUAUUAUAAUUAUGCUGAAACUGAGAAAUGUAUGGAUAAGUUUGGAUUUCUGGCAAAUCGAGAUGAGGUGACACAAGAGAUCAUGAAUUCCUUAUACAUCGAACAAUUGAUGAGUGAAUUAUUAAACACUAAUUCAAUCAAAUACUGGUCAGAAAGUUGUCAAAGCAUUAAAUGUCUCAUAAGAGACUACGGAAUUCCUAAUGCUAUUAGGGCUCAAAUUUGGCUCAUAUUUAUCAAAUCCAAAAUAGGCGAUGAGUUGGACAUUAAAAACAUCUUAAAUGAAGCGUCAAAUUAUAAAGACGAAGAAUUACUGGAAUCCCAUAGCGAUGUGUUUCGUCAAAUAGAUUUGGAUGUGAAGCGAACGGUUCCCAAUCAUAAUAUGUUUGCCAGCGAUGAUAAUGGGAUUACAAAAUUACGAAAUAUUCUCAUUGGAUACUGUAUUUGCGUUAACCCGUCAGUCGGUUAUUGUCAGGGAAUGAAUUUUAUUGCAGCUCUUCUUCUCAUUGUAUUUGAUGGCAAUGAAGAGCACUCUUUAAUGGGUUUAAUAGCAAUCAUUGAUCACUAUUUUCCUCCUCAUUAUUAUGAUCAUCAUUUAACAGGCGUUCGAGCGGAUCAGAUGCUUCUCAAAGAUCUGAUAACAUGCAUGACAUCCGACAAUAAACUUCAUUUCAACGAACAGAUGCUCGAAGAGAUCACAAAUGCUUUGUCUCUCAAC